Molecule: messenger RNA, 1146 nt
Organism: Striga asiatica
Lineage: Eukaryota; Viridiplantae; Streptophyta; Magnoliopsida; Lamiales; Orobanchaceae
Source: the annotation of a GenBank genome assembly
AUGCUCGGUAACUCACAUAUUCCCGACGGAAUCCCUCCCGACAUCAAGUUAUGCCCCACGUUCAGCUCCGCCAAGCUGCCCAUAUCCGCGAUCGAGCCCGGCAGCGGGCCCACGAUCCUAUUCCGGCUCACAUCCAAAACCGUCAGAUUCCUCAGCCUCCCAAUCUCGCUCGGAAAACACGACGACAGCCCGUUGUUCGUCACCACCAGCUCGUUCAGCGUGGCCCACAUGUCACCUAUUCCCGAAGGAAAGCACCCCUCGAAACCGUUGUUCGCCAGAACCAAAACUGAGACUCGAGAGCUCCCGAUAUUCUCGGGGAGCGUCGACGAGAAUCGGUUGUCGUUGACGAAAACCGCGUCGAGAUUUUUGGAAAAGAGGGAUUCCGGGAGGGCGCCGUCGAACUCGUUGUACCUCAAGUCGAGGGAAGGGUCCCGAGAAGCGGUUGUUGCUGAGGUCGAGCUCGUGGAGGCGGGUGAGGGUGGCGAGGGUUUGGGGAAGUUUGCCGCAGAAGCGGUUGGAGUUGAGGUGGAAGACGGCGAGGUCGAAGAGGAGGCCGAGCUCGUGGGGGAGGUGGCCGGCGAGGUUCGCGUGGUUGAGGUCGAGGGCGGCGACGGUGCGCUCGCAGGGGUUGUCGGGGGAGGGCCAGCAGAAGACGCCGGUGUAGAGGCAAGGGUCGGGGCCGGUCCACGUGGCGGUGAGGUUGUUGGGGUCGGAGAGGAUGGCGUCCUUGAAGGCUUGGAGGGCAAUGUAGGCGUUGCGGAGGCGGGGGUUUUCGAAGUCCAGGAUAACUCCCUCAUAUUUAACCUGGAACCACUUCAUUGCAUCAUCCUUAGUGACCCUGUGCUGGAUCCCAACACGCGACUUGCACCUACGGCGGCGGCCCACACGAUAUCCAGGGCGUUCAAGGACAACAUAGAAAUCCAUGCCAUAAAUACCAGUAGAUGGAUCAAUGUGUUCCUGGAUUCCGAAACCAAAACAGCCAGUAUCACUGAAAUUCCUUCUCAGCAGCUCAUAUUCCUUGACCUUCAAGCCACUCUCCAGGAGUUGCAUUGCCUUGUCACCUCGGACAGUGACAUAGCAAGCAAUUUUUUCAUUACGUCGGAUCCCAAAGGAACGUACAGUGUACCUUGCUGCAAGCAUGGGUAA